AUGUCGCGCUUCGCCCCUCGUCGCUCGGCGCCCUGCGCCAAGGCCUCGGCCUCGAGCCACGCGUGUCCCUUUCUCUCGCGUCACACGAACGAGUCUCUCUCUUCGCUCUUUCCCUUCCGCGCCUUUUGUCCAGUGGCCUCCAAGUUCGACUCGGCGACGCUCCCCGCAGUCAUGCGCGCGACUACGAUGAAGCACCAGCUGUUUCCGCACUUGUCCUCCUCGCCCUCCGCCGCGCUCGCGGGCGCGCUCGCGGGCAGCGCGGCUGCGGGCGCGUUGGGCUCCAAGGCGACGGAGCCGAAACCCAGCGGGCUCUGCGCGGCGGCGCGGUCCGACGCCGCGGCCGCCAGCGAGUGUGCGCUGAAGGCCCCGGCGCAGGCUGAGGCGAGCGCGGAGGCGCUGUCGCCGUUCUACUACGAGAGGCGCUUCUCAGAGGCGAUCAACGAGCUUCACGCGGAAGGCCGGUACCGCGUGUUUGCGCAGCUGCAGCGGAAGCGCGGCUCGUUCCCCAACGCCUCCAUCUUCUUCGACCGAAACAGCGGCUGGGAGGGACAGCGCGAGCAGACUGGAGUCGCGGCGCGACCUGAGGGGGUCCAGCCGGAGGCUGCCAACAGGGACGGCGAAGAGUGGAUGGCGAGAGCAAAUGCGCAAGAGGAGUCGGGGGGCGUCGCGACCGCAGGGCUCUCGGCGGCGCGCGCCGUCGCGGACGUCGCGAAGGAGCUCGUGCAGGGAGAAGUCCAGCUCUGGUGCUCCAACGACUACUUGGGCAUGGGACAGAAUCCCCUCGUCAUCAAGGCGGCGCAUGAGGCUCUAGAAGCGGCGGGUGCCGGCGCAGGGGGGACGCGCAACAUCAGCGGGAACUGCACGUAUCAUCUCGAACUCGAGCGCGAGUUGGCUGCGCUCCACGGCAAGGAAGCGGGGCUUCUCUUCACGUCCGGCUACGUGGCGAACGAGGCGACGCUGUCGACGCUGGGCAAGCUGCUUCCGAAUCUGCACAUCUUCUCUGAUGAGAAGAAUCACGCAUCGAUUAUCGCGGGGAUUCGCGGCGCGCGCUGCACCAAGAAGAUCUUUCGGCACAACGACUUGAUUCACCUCGAGAGUCUCCUGGCGGAGGCGCCUGCGGACGUGCCCAAACUGAUUGUCUUCGAGAGCAUCUACAGCAUGGACGGCAGCGUCUCGCCAGUCAAAGAGAUCUGCGACCUCGCGGAGAAAUACAACUCGCUCACCUACAUCGACGAAGUUCACUCCGUCGGCAUGUAUGGCCGCACGGGCGGCGGCGUAACCGAGCAAACUGGGCAGCAGCUGCGCGUUGACCUCAUCAACGGCACUCUGGCGAAGGCGAUCGGCGUUUUUGGCGGCUACGUCGCGGGCAAAGCCACGUUGGUCGACUGCAUUCGCUCCUACGCCGCGGGAUUCAUCUUCACCUCGUCGGUGCCGCCGGCCGUCGCGGCCGCUGCGACGGCUUCAGUGCGCUAUCUGCGUCGCUCUUCCGAAGAACGCUACCUGCAGCAGGUGCGGGCCGCCCAGCUGAAGACUCUGCUCAUCUCGCGCGACUUCCCAGUUUUGAUUAAUCCAAGCCACAUCGUGCCGGUCCUCGUCGGGUGCCCUAUUGCGUGCAAACGCGCGUCUGAUCUCCUGCUCCACGAGCACAAGCUAUACAUCCAGCCGAUCAACUAUCCGACUGUUCCCAGAGGCACCGAGCGCCUACGAAUCACACCAGGGCCUCUCCACGACUACGAUGACCUUCUGCGACUCACCGACGCCCUAGACCAGGUCUGGAAUGCGUUGGGCCUGGUGCGUGCGACGGAGUUCAAGGCGUCGCGUGGGCUGCUCGUGGGCCCCCACGCGGUGGCGCGCCUGCGUGAGGAGGCUGCUGAGCUCGCGCCCUCUGCAGCGGCGCUGGAGCGCCAAGAGGAGCAAGUCGUGAUGCGGCAGGCCGUGGAAGAAUGUCGUCAGAAGAGCAAUCGCCGCGCGGCGCACCUGCUCGAGGAGAUGCUGAAGGCUCAGUUUUUCUUCUCGCAGCGCCAGCCGCGCGUGCAAGAACUGCACUCUGUCGACCGACUCAGAGCGCAGGACGAACCUAUGCAGUCCUCCUUCGCGCUGUCGCCCUCGUUCGCGCUGCGGCGCCGCAGCCGCUUCCUCGCCCGCGGAGGGGACGCACGCGAAGAAGACCUGUUGCUGUCGCAGGCCUCGCUGAGUCUGGGCGAGUGCGUCAACAGAGAUGCGGCCGAAAUGGAAGCGGACGCGCCCUCGCGGGAGCAGGCGGCACGUGAGCGGCGCAUUGAAGUGAGGGCUUGA
Messenger RNA from Besnoitia besnoiti, 2295 nucleotides. RefSeq names its product 5-aminolevulinic acid synthase domain-containing protein. Gene Ontology annotation, molecular function: pyridoxal phosphate binding; 5-aminolevulinate synthase activity. The record is from RefSeq and is a predicted model, not a curated record. Gene Ontology annotation, cellular component: mitochondrion. Bases 1 to 2295 code for a protein of 764 amino acids. Gene Ontology annotation, biological process: heme biosynthetic process. The transcript is spliced from 8 exons. Lineage: Eukaryota; Apicomplexa; Conoidasida; Eucoccidiorida; Sarcocystidae.